This is a messenger RNA of Frieseomelitta varia, 2711 nucleotides long. Its product is annotated as nucleolar MIF4G domain-containing protein 1. Lineage: Eukaryota; Metazoa; Arthropoda; Insecta; Hymenoptera; Apidae. Gene Ontology annotation, cellular component: nucleolus. The record is from RefSeq and is a predicted model, not a curated record. Gene Ontology annotation, molecular function: protein binding; RNA binding. The transcript has 8 exons. Gene Ontology annotation, biological process: ribosomal small subunit biogenesis. The coding region runs from base 200 to 2533 and encodes 777 amino acids.
GUUUCAUUGGGGGGGGGGGGAUUAUCUCCAUCAUGGCUGCCAAUCAUAGAGGGAGCAUUACGUAUAUAAAAUUACGUAUAUAAAAUGAGAAAGUUAGGUUAGAAACGCACAUGACUCUCAGUAGGAAUUAAGACACCAGAAAGCAUCUCAAAUGGAGAGUUAUCUGUAUACAUAACCUAUCUAAUUUAAUAAAACGAAGAUGAAAUUGAAAUCUAAAAAGGUGGAACGGUCAAACGUGAAAUCAGUGAGAAAAUCUCGCAAACAGAUACGCAAGGAGCUCAGAAAACAGAAAAAAAUCAAUAGAUCAAAUUAUUUCAAAAGCAAAAAUGAAUCACGUGCUGCGUCUACACACGCCAGUGACAGUCAGGAUCACAAACUGGGUAAUAAGAGCGUGAAAGAAGGACCUAAGAAAUGUACAAAAGAAACGAAAAAAAAAAAACCUGAAGACCUUGAGCGUCAACGAAGAAAGGUAAAAAAUAGGUUGCUCAAAGCAGCCAAUCUAAAGGAAGACAAAGUAAUUAAAAAAUUGGAAAAGCAAUUGAAGUUGAACAAGAGAAAAAAAGAGACAAUUUCAAAGUCUUUUGUAUCAGAUGGUUUGGAUUAUCUUUUAGACGUUUGUUUAAGAAAAGAUCAAGACUGUAUUGUAGACACGGAGAAGCAAAUUUUAGAAAAUGAAUUCAAUAUCGACUCUUAUGCAAAUUCCUCGAUGACAGUGGAAAAAAACGAAUGUACAGACGACAAACUAGAUAUUAUUAAUGAAAGUGAAGAUGAAAAUGUUGAUUCUGUUGCAUUCGUUGAAAAACAAUCUCAUAAUAAGAGUGAUUCAAAUAAACUGGCACCAAAGACUAAAAAAAUAAAAUCAACACAGAUGAAAAAGUCCAAUGAUAUUGACACUAAUGACAAAGAUACGUGGGAAGAUAUUUAUGGAAGAAAAAGAGAUAAAGAAGGUAACAUUAUAGACAAUGCCAGCAGAUACAUUCCACCUGCUGCACGAAUGAACACUGUACAUAGUACAAAUCCAGAUGAUGAAAAAUUACAAUCGUUGAGGAAACAAUUGAAAGGAUGUUUAAACAGAGUGACAGAACAUAAUAUGUAUAGUAUAGCAAACCAGGUUGAAGCGAUGUAUAUGACAAAUAGUCGUAAUAACAUGAACGAGGUAUUAUCGCGAUUGGUGAUUGAAAGCUUAGUGUCGCACGUGAUCACACCAGAUCGUCUUAUUUCUGAGCACAUGAUGCUAAUUGUGAUAUUACAUGCUAAUAUUGGCAUUGAAGUAGGUGCUCAUUUUUUAGAGAAACUCGUUAAACAAUUUACUGAAACACUGGAGAAGUCACAAGAUGUAGCAAACAAAGAAUUGGAUAACAUUGUCCUUAUGAUUUCACAUUUAUAUAAUUUUAAAGUGUUUGGAUACAAACUUCUUUAUCAGAUACUUGAUAAAUUGGUGAUAAAGUUUACGGAAAAAGAAAUUGAAUUGAUACUGAUAAUUCUGAAAACAGUGGGAUUUUCAUUGAGAAAGGAUGAUCCGAAUGCUUUAAAGGAAUUUAUACAAAGUCUGCAACAAAAGGCUGGCCACGAGACUGAAAAGAAUUCAAGAGUUAAAUUUAUGUUGGAAAUUUUAUUAGCCAUAAAAAAUAAUAACAUCAAUAAAAUACCUCAAUACGAUCCUUCUCAUGUGGAACACUUGAAAAAAAUUAUGAAAGGCAUAAUACGCAAAGGUAAUUCAAUAACACCAUUCAAUGUAUCUCUGACGGAUUUGUUGUACGCCGAUGAGAAUGGAAAGUGGUGGAUCGUAGGAUCAGCAUGGUCUGGUCCGAAUAAUGUGAAUAGUAAAUCAGUUGCAAAAGAACACAAGCUUAAUUUUAGUACAAAAAUUCUGGAAUUGGCACAAAAACAGAGAAUGAAUACCGACAUAAGGAAAAAUAUUUUCUGUAUCCUUGUGACGGCUGAAGAUUAUUUAGAUGCAUUUGAAAAACUGCAUCAUCUUGAUUUGAGGGAUCAACAAGAAACAGAAAUAAUACAUGUUGUAAUGCAUUGCUGCUUACAAGAAAAUAAGUUUAAUCCUUAUUACGCAGUAUUAGCUCAGAAAUUGUGCGAAUAUAACAGAAAAUAUCAGCUUACAAUACAAUAUAAUCUUUGGGACAAAUUAAAAACACUGGAGACAUAUGAAAAUAAACAGUUAUCUAAUUUGGCACAAUUUUUAAUUUACUUAUUUAUUGAAAAAUGUCUUACUAUAUCAAUUUUGAAAGUUAUUCAUUUUACCGAACUGGAAAGACUUACUACGAAAUUUCUUGAACAAAUUAUAUUAGGAAUUCUUUUGCACGAAAAUGAACAAGCUUGUUUGCAAGUAUUUGAAAGAAUCUCUGUUUCUUCUCAAUUACAGACUUUCAGAGAGAGCCUUCGUUUGUUUAUAAAUUGCUUUUUAAUAAAAAAUAUACAUUCGUAUGACAUUUUAGACGAGCAGAGAAUAAUUCUAAAAGAGAGGAUCGAAUUGGUAGAUAAAUUAUUAAUUUUACACGGGUCAAAAAUUGGAUUUUAAAUUUGAAAUAUAAUAAAAUACAAAAAUUCUGUUGAAAACGAAACAUAUUCAAAAUAAUUUACAGUAAUACUAAUGUUUGAUAUUGAAACAACUCGCUGAUCAUAGCUGCCUUAUCGAUUAUAAGUAUCAUCGAUAAUAUGUUUCUGAAUGUAUUUCGAAUAAAAUUCUUACACUCUUA